Molecule: messenger RNA, 1374 nt
Organism: Habropoda laboriosa
Lineage: Eukaryota; Metazoa; Arthropoda; Insecta; Hymenoptera; Apidae
Exons: 9
Coding region: 232-1254 (340 amino acids)
Molecular function (GO): oxidoreductase activity
Source: RefSeq, a predicted model, not a curated record
CAGUCGACUUGCGUGCACGGCGCAGCACGGGACCAGCGACAGUUCUCUUCGCCACUGAAAAGUCCGCGCGUCGCGAGCCUCGGCGCUUUCUCUAUCGCCGGAGUUCAAAUGGAAACGAAACCGUGACAAAUUGCAGAAACGAGAAGGUGGAGAAGUAAAGAGUGUCGAAGUGUGACAAACGUUUGAAAUUUCUGCGACGGUGAUUAUGUUGCUUUCGCACAGAGAGAAAGAAUGAAGAGUAAAAAGCACAUCGACGACGCUCAACCGGCCACAGUGGACGAGCAUUUUCAGCUGAUCUUGGACGACAGGACCACCAUUGACCCAGACUUCGUGAAAGUCACUCCGGACGAUCUUCCAGAAUGGUUCGACAAACGAUUGUUCAAAACGGGUCAAGAAUAUUACAAGGACAAUUUACUAGGAUUUGGAACUGCACAUAUAGCAGGCCUGGUAGCGAUAUUAGCCGUUCCAGACAUACUAGAGGUGCUGGUCUAUACGAAAAAGAGUAGUACAGUAUGCUUAUCGUACAAACGAUUCGCCGAAACUUUGUUACUCAUGUACGCGCUCUUUCACUCGGAUAUGCUUGACCCGAAUUCAAAGUGGUUCAAGGCGAUGAACGUGGUCCGAUGGAGGCACGCAACGGUCAGCAAGAGGCACCAGAAGGACGGGCACCAUGGGAUUUAUCAGAAGGAUAUGGUUAUCACGCAAUUCGGUUUCAUAGGAUAUGUUUUCAUAUGCCCGGAAAAAGUUGGCCUGGCGCAUACCACGUACGAGCAAAAAAUGGGUUUCAAUCAUUUUUGGCGCGUCACCGGUCACCUGUUGGGUAUAACGGAUAGGAUAAAUAUCUGUCGAGAGACGGUGGAGGAAACGACGGAAUUAUGCAAAAGGGUAGCGUACGAAAUUCUAGCUAAACACUUGGAGAAUCCACUUCCGGAAUUUGAAAAAUUGUCGUCGAACGCGGUGACCGGAAUGUGGUACAUCGAUGUCACGAUCGACACGGAUGCCUUCAUGUACAAAACAUACGACCUGACGGGUGUCAAAUAUAAAAAGCCUCUCGGAUGGUACUCCACGUUGAUGCUGUACAGAGGCAUGUUUCUGCUGUACAUGUGCAGUGUUCCCUAUAUUGGAAAAGUGGUGCGGGAAAUCUUUAACGUGAUUCUAACGCUAACUUACCUGAUGCUUGAGUAUUGUCCCGUAGCCGCUUGGCUAGCGUUUGGAAAACAAAAAUCGCAACUUUGCCUGUAUCCUAAUAUAUGAGGAUAGUAUUUUCACGGUGUAAAUCCGAGACAAUUAAAUCAAAUGGUUAUUUUAUGCGUAAACAAACGAUUUGUGGGUGAUCGAUAAACGUAGGGUUAUUAAUAAAAGCAUAGAAUUAAA